Aaosphaeria arxii CBS 175.79 is the source of this 1704-nucleotide messenger RNA. Its product is annotated as beta-lactamase/transpeptidase-like protein. Bases 74 to 1624 code for a protein of 516 amino acids. The transcript has 3 exons. The record is from RefSeq and is a predicted model, not a curated record. NCBI's taxonomy places the organism in Eukaryota, Fungi, Ascomycota, Dothideomycetes, Pleosporales.
CGUCUGACAUUGAACAGAGCUACAUAUUAUUGUAUUGCAUUGUUUUGCAUUGCAUUGUAAUUGUACCGCGAACAUGGCAGCAUUUACAUCUGAAUUCGAUGAGCAAGUAGAGGAGCUGAUGAAGGAAUUCCACGUCCCGGGUAUCUCCAUCGCCAUUGUGAAGAAAGAUGACAUCCAAGCAAAGGGCUAUGGCUACGCAAAGUUGUCGAGCGACGACAAAGUGACAGCAGACACGCUGUUCGACUGCGCCAGCACAUCCAAGUCCUUCACAGCAUCGGCCGUCGCAUUGCUCGUCCAGGACGACGAAAAGUUCCCAGACGUCCAUUGGGACACUCCCGUUUCGAAGCUCCUGCCAGAUGACUUCGUGCUGGCCGAUCCGAUGUACACCGAGCAUGUCACCAUCGAGGACAUCCUCAGCCAUCGUAGCGGCAUGCCACGCCACGACGAGUCGUAUUUUAGCUAUCGCGGAGCGAAUCCCGACACGCCCAAAUCCAUCACAAGAAACCUGCGCAAUCUCCCUCUAUCCAGGCCACUGCGGGUAGAGCACCAAUACUGCAACAUAAUGUACACAGCCGCCAGCUACCUCGUCGAAACGCUGAGCGGACAAUCGUACGCCGAAUUCCUCAAGACCCGAUUCUGGGAGCCGCUAGGCAUGACCAACACCUUCCACGACAUCUGCGAAGUGCAAGCCGGCAACGCAACGGACCGCCUCGCGCAAGCGUACACCUGGGUCAAGAAGAAAGAAACCUACAAGCCGAUCCCGAUGUUCAACCAGCCUGAGGGGACGGGCGCCGGGUGCAUUUUCAGCUGCGCGAAUGACUACGCGAAGUGGAUCCAGACGAUGAUCAAGCGCGGCGGUCCGCUGUCCGAGGAGUCGCACACGGAGUUGAGGAGGCCGCGUAGUAUACCGCUCGAGGACGAGGACGAUGACGUUCCGUUCUUGAGUCCGGCGUUGUAUGCGAUGGGAUGGUCCACGGAGUCGUAUCGUGGCAUUCCUGUCGUUGCGCACGACGGCUCGGUCCCGGGGUUCAGCAGCGUGAUGCGGUUUCUGCCGAAGCAGGAGUGGGGAAUAGUGGUGUUUGGAAACUCGAAUCAUGCUUGGAAGGUCGCGGAGGCGGUGUUCAAGCGCUUGAUGGAUGAUCUCCUCCGGGUCCCUGUUGAUGAUAGAGUCGAUUGGGCGAAAUAUUAUCGCGACCUGACGAAGAAAUGGGCGGCGGAGGCGGAGGAAGAGAAAGAAAGCAAUCCCUACAAGACUGUUCCAGAUCCAAAACUUCCUUUAAGUGUGCCCGUUGAGGCUCUCGUGGGCAAGUACUGGCAUCCGGGAUACAAAGAAAUCACCCUUCGGGUCGCGGACGGAAAGCUUCGUACUGAUUGCUUCGAUCGAUGUACCCCUUUCGUGAUCGGAUUCGAGCAUUUCUCUGGGACUCUCUUCAUUGCCGAACUGAUCGAUCUUGACGAGGACGAUUGCAAGACGCCGGAGACAGUAUUCGAGGCUUAUUCGGAUUAUGCCAGAAAGCAGAAGUCGGAGUUCAAGAUCGAUUCCAGCGGAAAGGUGGAGUCGCUGGGUAUUGAGUUUGGCGAUGAGAAGGAUCCGAUGAUUUGGUUCAAGAAGCUUGAUUCAUGAGUCUAAAAGAAGGGAGAACUGAUUAUUUUGCGGUAGUAAGUACUGCUGCCAGACUAUAUAAUUGGAGAAAUAUUACAGAC